AUGCUGAUCGGUAUGUGCAUCACACAUCUUGGUUCACGCUGUCCAGUCGUGGCUUCGAUACCGUACACCGUGUCGCUGCUGAUCGCUGGAGUCCUGCUUGGAGCCAUGCACAUCGAGAGCUCUCAAGGCCUGGGCACGCUGUCGAGGAGCAUCGCCCUCUGGAUGGACAUCGACCCGCACGUGAUUUUGUACUCGUUUCUGCCCGUGCUCCUCUUCGGAGAUGCCUUGUCCAUUGUAUGGCAUGAUUUCCGUCGGACGGCCAUGCAAUGCGCGGUGUUGGCAGGCCCUGGCGUCCUCAUCGGAACCGGACUCAUGUUCAUCGUCUCGAAGUACAUUUUCCCCUAUGGCUGGGGAGACUAUGAAUGUGCUGCCUUUGCAAGUGUGCUCGCUGCCACGGAUCCCGUGGCUGUGGUGGGUCUCCUGAAGGAGAUGGGGGCCAGCCGCGUUCUCACCAUGCAAAUAGCAGGAGAGUCCUUGCUGAACGAUGGUGUCGCCAUUGUCGUCUGGCUUGUCUUCUUCGACUUCAUGAAAGGAAAUCAAGCAGAUGGCGGCGCCAUCAUAGGAUCAUUCCUUCGCCUAGCAGCCGGUGGCACAGCCUUCGGAGUCUUCUGCGGGCUAGUGGGCGCACGCUGGGCGUCGCUUGCAUCCGAUCGUUUGGUCCACACAGAUGCCUUGGUGCAGGUCAGCCUGACCAUCACUGCCGCCUACCUGGCGUUCUUUAUUGGGGAGAACGAGCUGAAAGUCAGCGGGGUUCUUGCGGCCAUAUUCGCAGCAUUGAUGAUGAGCAAGUUUGCCACACCCUUGGUCUGCCACAAGGAGGGUAUGCUCGCGGUGUGGCACACCAUGGAGUACUUCGGGAACACGGUCCUCUUCGUCCUUUGUGGGCUCUUUGCAUAUGAGUCGUGCUCGAAGGUGGCCUGGGCAGACUUCGGUUGGCUGCUUCUUCUCUACAUUCUGGCGACCCUGGCAAGAGGGUUCAUGGUUGCAGUCCUUUGGCCGGCCGUAAACUUGGUCGGUGGCUCCGAUGUCACGAAGACGACCUGGAAGGAAUGCGCCGUCAUGGUUUGGGGCGGUCUGCGCGGUGCUGUUGGCCUAGCCCUGGCGUUGUCCAUGCGAAACGAAUUGCGGACGCAGGGGAAGACUGAGACGGCAGACCGCAUGGUAUUCUUCGUCUCAGGCUUUGCAGCCCUGACGUUGUUGAUAAAUGCCACGACCUGCGGAGCACUCUUGCAGCGCUUGGAGCUCACCAAGCCUCCCGAGGCACAGGUGGUGAUCCUGACAACUUUGCGGAAGGUCUUGGUGUCGGUCUCGAAGAAGGCAUUCGAAGAUCGGCUGGCAGAGGAUGGGCGCUUCAAAGCCGUUCACCAGCAAGAACUGGACGCGCUGCUCGAGCAUCUCGAUGAGGAGCUCGCCCACCACGGCCACGGCCACCUCGACAAUGAGCAUGCGCAGGAAUCCGUGCCCCAAGACCACACACAGUUGGUGGGCAAGUCGAUGGAAAGUUCCGAUGAAAUUGCGAAUGAGAUUACCACAGAUGUUGUACCCGAGGCCGAGGAGCCUUCCGUGGAGGUUGUGGCAGAGAAGGUUGCAGAAACAGGCACCACAGACCAGGAUGCCACAUCAGCGGAUCCUGCGCAGAAGAAGGAUGCAGAGAAGAAGGAGGAGCAUUGGUGGUGGGGUUUCGAACAAGUUCAACCUGCAUCUGGUGCCACGAACAAGCCUACUGGGCCGUCCUUCUUGGAAAAGCGGUAUGGCGUGGCAACACGGGGCACACAUCAGGAACGUAUUGUCUACCGCAAGCUAUUCCUCUCCAUGCUCCGCGCCGAGUACAUGCGCCUCAUGGACACCGGGAUGCUGCCGCGACGAGCCGAAGGAGCGGAGCUUUUGCUGGCGAGCAUCGAUGCGGCAGACGACUUCGCUGCCAUCGGCUUGAACGACUGGAAGAUCCUCCAAAACCAGUUGCUGAAACGCCGUGGGAGCGUCUUGGUCAAGGCUCGUGAACUGCUGUCGCCCUACUUCGCGUUUGCCCCCGUUCCAACCGUCAGUGGCAACAUGGUUUUCGAUCUCUUCACGGUCGUGGCGUUCAUCGAUGCGCACCACACUGUGUGCCACCGGCUUCUCGAGAGCGACUGCCUCAAUGGCGAUGCACGGGAGGAUGUCGUCAAAGAGUCCUCCACUGAAUUGGAAGCCGCACAUCAGCUGCUAAAAGAAAACUGCAUCGGCGCGAAACAGAUCAGCAAGGUUCGCACGAUGCAGCUGGCCACGAUGCUGUUCGAGGUUCAGAAGGAGCAGGUGUCUCGCUGGUUGGAAAUGGGCGUCAUUUCUGACAAGGAGAUGGAGGCCAGGAUGUGCACUGGCCAGUGGGCCACAACAGUGCGGAAGAUUGUGGGCUUUGCGGGGCCCUGGCAAGAGCACUUCUGGCAGGAGCUCCUGCACAUCAUCAAGCACGGCCUGGAGCACUCGCAAGAGACCAUGAAGAAGAAGGCCGCAUGGACUAUGGCAGAGUGUGCAACAGUGCCAAUCAGUGCCAGCCACGUAAGCUUGGCCUCGAAGAGGCCAAGGAUGGAAGUCCUGGCCGCAAAAGGCGGCGGCUGUCUCCUGGAGCUGUUUGCCCAGGUGAUGCAGCAGGACGGACCAAAGCUGGUGAUGGAUAUUGGUGCGAACUAUGGCCAAAGCAGCGAGCGAUAUUUGGCUGCGGGUUUCAAGGUCGUAGCUGUGGAGCCAAAUCCCGCAGCUGCUGCGGGCCUCCGCGAUCGCCUUCAAAGUCACGUGAGCGCAGGGAGCCUGGUAUUGGAGGAGAAGGCUCUUUGGAAUCAGACCGAUGCUUCUGGGGCCCCGGUGACUUCUGUCGCACUGUACGUCAACAAGGAAGACUCUGAGUGGAGCAGCUGUCUGCGAAAUGUGGGACGGAGGUACGAUACAGAGGCCGAAGCCGUGAACGUCGCGACUGUGACCCUCGCUGACCUUUUCGUUCAACAUGGAACCCCAUGGUAUUUGAAGCUGGACACCGAAGGAGCUGACGGCAUGGUGCUCCAGCAGUUGUCCGCGCUGGACUCGAAGCCGGCAUACCUCUCUUUCGAGCUGAACAGUCUCGGCUACAUCUCGCAGGCAUUCAAGCUCGGCUAUCAAGAAUUCAAGGUGGUCCCACAAAGCCGCCACAAAGCUGAGCAUCUCCAGGAUGAGCAUGGAAGGCCACUGACUCACGCUGGCAAUUUCGGCGAGGAUGCAGUGGGAGUGGCCGGAGAAGGUUGGCAGGAUGAAGGAGCUACGCUGGAUCUUUGCCGCAGCUUGUGCUUGGUCCACGAUGCAGAGGCAGAUGCACCCACCUUCGCCAACGGCCCGCCGAGGUACGUGGACCGAGACUUCGCCACAUUGCGGGCAUGCUUUCCAAUCGAAAGUUUGAAUGAUGAGGAUGCUGCAUUGCAGUUAUGGCAAAGUAUCUGCAUGUGCAGGAGUGGUACGACGUCCAUUGCCGACAUAACUCUGUUAGUCGGGGGCAUCUUUGGAUGGAUCUUUAUCCACCCUGUGAACACCCUGGCAAUUAGGAUGAACCUCGCGAGUAUGCAGAAUCCUGGAGCGAAGCUGAGCCUCGCCACUUUUGCUAUGGACACUGUUAACAAGUCCGGCUUCGCAAGCCUUUACAAUGGCCUGGGCGCUGGCAUUUGGAGACAGGUGUUCUACGCCAGCAGCCGGUAUGGCUUGUUCCAAGUCUUCAGGGAUACACUGACCCAGUAUCGCGAGAUGGACUUCGCUGCCCGGCUCUCCUGCGCCACGGCCGCCGGCGGCCUCGCCGCGCUCUUCUCGUGCCCUUGCGAGGUCUCCCUGGUGCGGCUCUCCAACGAUGCGAGUCUGCCCGAGGCGGAGAGAAGAAACUACAAGGGUGUGAUGGACUGUGCGCAGCGCAUUGCGCGAGAAGAGGGCGUGCGUCACAGCCUUCUGGCGCGGCAGCAUGCCGUUUGUCACGCGAGCUUGCCUGGUGGGGGCAACGCAGGUGCUCCGAGGGAGCCUUCGGUCAAGAAUUCGUUGCAGCUUCUUUUGAUCACUGGACAAGCUGCUGCUAACCGGCAGAAGGUGAUUGAUGCCACGCCAACACGGGUGGCCUCCACAGAGGACAUGGGCACAUCUGGCGCCCGAACGGCAAACGUGACCCGCUCGGUCUCUGAGCCAUCGCAAAAGAUCCGACACGAUCUGGCGGAGACGCCAAAGGACCCAGGCCUGGUAACCAGACCUUUGGCGACGCCAGUUGACAUGUCAGACAUGGAUUGCACUCCGGAAUACACUACCCGAAAUGGCCACUCUGAGAGGAGAUGUCCAGAAAAGGCCAAACGGCAGGUCACCCAGGAACCCGUGAAACCCGUCAAAGUCGAAGCUCCCAAGAAAGUUCUGAAAGCACAGAUCUGGCAGCCCAGAGGCUCACCAGAUUCCGCCAAAGAAAGCGUGCCGGCAAUCAGAGCACCAGCACCAAAGACUUACGCAUCAAGCUUUGCUCGAGCACAGAGCUCGCUGAAGUCUGCGAGAGGUGCCCUUUGUCAGGCCCUUGCGGCCAAACCUCGGAUGCCCUUCACCUCGGCAGCGCAGUGUCGCGCCAUGGCCACGGCAAAGGCCAAGGCCAAGGCCAAGGCGACGCCCCGUGCAGCGUCGGCUUCGACGGUCAAGGCAGGCCGAGCCGGCCCCAAAGGCUGCAACUACGGCAAGUCGCAGAGCUCCGCCGCUGGUGCUUUGCGGCCUCCUGGGCAGUCCUUGAGAGAUGAGAACGCUGCCCUCCAGGCAGAGCUGGCACGAGCACUGGAAGUCCUUGCGGAGCUCGAGCAUUUGAAAGCUGCAGACGCGCAGCAGCUCGGGGAUUUGGAGGUCAGACGACAGGAGCUUCUGCACUGGUCCUCACAAGCACGUGCUGCUUUGGGUGAAGAGGAGCAUGACCUCACUUCGCAUCUCCGCCAGAUGGCGACAGACGCAGCUGAGGUCCGCCAGUCGCUGGACGCUGCCCAACAGACCUGGCAGCAGCGAGGGUUGAGGCCAAGUAUACGAGAGAUGUCCUUGCCGACUCGCCUCGACGCAGCCCGCCAACAACCCAUGGCCUUUUGCGCCAAGAACCUUGGUGCGCUCGUGUCGAACAAUGGUGCCUUUGACAGCGGAUCCGUCGCCUCGGAAGACACGCAUGCUCCCGUGGAAAAGCAGGGUUGCGGGGCUUUGCGAAUGAUGCCAAACGAGCCAGUAAGGAAGGUGUUCAUGAAAGAGGCGCUUGGCCACCUCCUGGUCCCAGAUGUUGCGGCGUCUGUGCGGAGCAUCGGGGGUGACUCCAUCCUGCCGACUCAGGUGAUCACCACCCUGGCUUUGAGCUCCAAGUGGGAUCUGGCCCUUGCUUUCCUGAGCGAGAUCUACAGGAGCCACAUGGACAUCACGGUAUACCAUGCCUCCGCCGCAGUGAAAGCCUGCCACCAGGCUGCUCGCUGGGAGAUGGCCAUCGCACUGCUGGUGGCAUGUCCUGGUCUCAGGGCCCAGCCCAACGAGUACACGUACAACUCCGUCAUCAGUGCCUGUGAGCGAAGCGGACAGUGGGUGGCAGCCUUGGCGGUCUUCGAUGCCAUGCCAUCAGCAAUUCCAAGGAACGUUGUGACGUUUGGUGCCGUCAUCAGCGCCUGUGAGAAAGCCGCGCGCUGGCAAGAGGCUCUGGCCCUCACGGACAUGAUGGAAAGCCAGGAUGUGACCCGAAAUGCCAUCAUCUUCUGCGCCGCCAUGACCGCUUGCGGCAAGGGUGAGCAGUGGCAGCCGGUGUUAUUUCUCCUGCAGCAGAUGACGGCGGAAGGCUUGGAGAGGUCUACCAUCGCUUGCAAUGCGGCGAUCAGUGCCUGCGAAAAGGCAAAGCAAUGGCAGCGUGCCUUGGACUUGCUCUGGCAGAUGCCCGAAGGAGGCAACGAGUGGGACGAGGUGGCAUUCAGCGCAGCAACCAGUGCUUGCGGAAAGGCCGGACGCUGGGGUGAGGCGCUGGCGCUGCUCGGGGCCAUGGUGCAGGUGAGGAUCCCCACAUGCCUUCAAGCCCUCAGCGCCGCCGUCACGGUCUGCGAGGACAUGAGCGAAUGGCAGCAGGCAUUGCAGCUUUUUGCCUCAAAAAGUGAAGACGUGGUGGCUGACGAGAUAUUGCUCAAUGCCGUCAUAGCUGCUCUGGCAGAGGGGGGAAAGUGGCAAACGGCGCUGAGUGUCCUCCGUGACUUUGAGCAGCACAGAUUGCGGAAAACUGAAGUCACGUACACCGCUGCAAUCUGCUCGUGCGGAGCAGAGCAGUGGCCAUUGGCAUUGGGCCUUUUUGCGGAGGAGAUUGAGAACGGGCUGCUAAGUGCAUCUUGCCCCGAUGGGUUGCAAGCAGGCACUCUCCUUUCCAUGCUGCACAAGGCCGAGGGACGAAGCAAGGCUGCAUCUUUCGCCGAGCAACUGCGGCUGAUCUGGCACAGCCACGUCGAGCCUCCACAGCCAGUGUCUUCGCGUUUUCAUAUCCUGGCGCGUGGAUGUGGUGUGCUCGUGGUUGAGAAGCCCCAUGGGCUUGAGACGGCGGAUGUUUUGGACAGCCUUCGCACAGACCUGGGCAUUCCAAUGUCCUCCAUCUCCCGCCUGGACCAGCCGACCUCUGGCAUUCUUCCGAUUGCUUUGGGCGACGAGACUGCUCCGGUCACGCAGUGGCUAAGAGCGCAGUGGGCAGGGCGGCUGGUCACCAAAUCCUAUGUUUGUUUGUGCGCGGGUCCAGCGAUGGAGCGCGGCUUCUCUGCGGAGCUGGCACUCCCUCUCAGAGAAAAGCCGGGAGAAGUGCGAUCUCAAGAAGUCUGCUCUGCGGCUGCUGGGCGCCCGGCCAGGACCAUUUACACUGUCCUGGCAAGCUACAGCGAUCCAGAUGGCCGCUCAGAUUCAAGGGGCAAGGCAACCUCGCUGAACCUGCUCAAGGUGCGAAUAUUGACUGGCCGGAAACAUCAAAUCCGCGUGCACUUGGCCAGCAUUGGACAGCCGCUCGUGGGAGACAAGCUCUACCGCCCAGGCUGCGAGGUGGACUGGUGCUCUCGCAUGUUCCUGCACUGCCGACGACUGGACUUCCUAGACCUCGAAGGAAGGCGGAUUUUGGUGAAGUCCCAGCUGCCCGCCGAGCUGGCGGUCGCAACUUAUGACCAGUUUAAGGCCAUCUACAGCGGCUUCGGAAUCAAGGGCAACUCCAAUGUCGUCGCUUCCUCCUUUACUGCGGGCCUGGUCUACUCCGUCAUUACGAUGCCGUUUGAGUCCGCGAAGAAUCGCAUGGCUUCGCAAAAGCCGGACCCGGAGACGGGUAAACUUCCGUACCGCGGCACCAUGCAGACCAUUCAGGCAGUCGCAGGCAAGGAGGGCGCGGCAGCUCUUUACAAUGGUUUCAUGCCAUACUGUCUGCGGUGUGGAGGGCACACUGUGCUAAUGUUCUUUGCCGUGGAGGAGCUGCAAAAAUGGUACCGAAAGGUCGCAUAA
Symbiodinium sp. CCMP2592 is the source of this 7479-nucleotide messenger RNA. The record is from the annotation of a GenBank genome assembly. Lineage: Eukaryota; Dinophyceae; Suessiales; Symbiodiniaceae.